AUUUUUCUGCUAGUGCGUGAAUAGCUGAGAGAACGUUGGACUCUGCCUGUCUGAGAGGUCGUCCGCGCGCGCCAUGUCGGCGCUCUCUAGAGCAGCAGCGGCAGCAGCACCACCGAGGAGGCUAUCGCGCGCCUCUCCGCACGCAUGGCAAAGAGGGUUCGCAUCGCGCUCGUUGCCAUCGCUUCUUGCGCCAUCGGACGACGGUCCCCUUUUAGGGCCCGGUGGCCGGCGGCGGCCGCCGCCGUUCUGCCGCACCCCUCGAGCCCCCGACCGCCCAUGGCCAGAGGUGCGCCGCUCCGUUUCAUCUGCAUCCCCCCCGCCUGUUUCUUCGGAGAGAAGAGGGGGAACAACGACGACGACCACGGCGGCGGUGGCACGGGCCAUGUCGUCGUACGAGUGGAAGAACAUGAGCGCGCAGGCCCAGAAGGCCAACAAGGAAUUCGGUGAGCUGUCCAGGGAGGAGAUUCGCAAGGCCGGAGAGGAAGAAGUCGACAAGGUCGAGAAGGCCCUCAAGGCCAUGGAGCCUUUCAACGAUGUCUUUGAGGUGCGACGGGAGGGGCUGGAAGUUUUUGCGGAGCUUGGGCCAGAGGUCGGCACGUACUGGAUCAAGUUCGACCUCAGCAUUUAUCAGAUUUGCCUCAUGUCGCCGAGGUCGGGGCCGCACCGGUACAUCUUCGACAAGGGGUCAGGACGGUGGAUAGGAGAGGCGGACAAGCAUGACUUUCAAGGGAUGCUGACACGCGAUAUAAUUCAGUCCGCGUGUGGCAUUCCCGACUUCUGA
Molecule: messenger RNA, 781 nt
Organism: Ectocarpus siliculosus
Lineage: Eukaryota; Phaeophyceae; Ectocarpales; Ectocarpaceae
Source: the annotation of a GenBank genome assembly